CGGGUGGGCGGAGCCAUCGUCAGUGUUGGAAUGCGGCGGCGGCGACGCGGGCGGCUUCGGCUCAGGUGCUGAUCCCUGGCUGCUCCCCAGCAUCCUCCUCCACUCACAGGGUCAGAGGGACUUUGGCCCGGUGAGGGCCCCGCAGCCAUGUCCACCUUCCGGCAGGAGAGUGUGGAGGACUUUUAUGAGAUGGGAGAAGAGCUGGGCAGCGGCCAGUUUGCCAUUGUCCGAAAGUGCCGGGAGAGGAAAACGGGGCUGGAGUACGCGGCCAAAUUCAUCAAGAAGCGUCGCCUGUCGUCCAGCCGCCGGGGCGUGAGCCGGGAGGAGAUCGAGCGGGAGGUGGACAUCCUGCGCGAGAUCCAGCACCCCAACAUCAUCACGCUGCACGACAUCUUCGAGAACAAGACCGACGUGGUGCUGAUCCUGGAGCUGGUCUCGGGCGGUGAGCUCUUUGAUUUCCUGGCUGAGAAGGAGUCCCUGACGGAGGAGGAGGCCACGCAGUUCCUCAAGCAGAUCCUAGAUGGAGUUCACUACCUGCACUCCAAGCGCAUCGCCCACUUCGACUUGAAGCCAGAGAACAUCAUGCUGCUGGACAAGAACGUGCCAAACCCUCGCAUCAAACUCAUCGACUUUGGGAUUGCUCACAAGAUUGAAGCUGGGAAUGAGUUUAAGAAUAUCUUUGGGACACCAGAGUUUGUAGCCCCAGAAAUUGUGAAUUACGAACCCCUGGGGCUGGAGGCCGACAUGUGGAGCAUUGGAGUCAUCACUUACAUCCUGCUGAGUGGAGCCUCCCCCUUCCUGGGGGAAACGAAGCAGGAGACCCUGACCAACAUAUCUGCUGUCAACUACGACUUCGACGAGGAGUAUUUCAGCAACACUAGUGAGCUGGCCAAGGACUUCAUCCGCCGCCUGCUCGUCAAGGACCCCAAGAAGCGGAUGACCAUCGCUCAAAGCCUGGAACACCCUUGGAUUAAGGUGAUCAAGAGGAGGAACGUCCGCAAUGAAGACAGCUGCAAGAAGCCUGAGCGCCGCCGGCUGAAGACCACGCGCUUGAAGGAGUACACCAUCAAAUCCCACUCCAGCAUGCCACCAAACAACACCUACAUCAACUUCGAGCGCUUCUCCAAGGUCAUGGAGGAAGUGGCUGCAGCCGAGGAGAGCCUCCGAGAGCUGGAGAGGAACAAGAAGUCCUUCCAGGAAGACAUCGAGGCCCUGCUGUCAAUCUAUGAGGAGAAGGAGUCAUGGUACAAAGAGGAGAAUGAGAGCAUCAGCCAGGACCUCCGCCAGAUCCGGCAGGAGAUGCAGAAGACGGAGGCUCUGAAGAAGCAGGCGCAGGAGGAGACCAAGAACGUGGUGCAGGCAGCCAACGGCCUCAAGAGGCGUUACCGAAAGCUGGAGAACCACUACGAAGCGCUGGCCAAGCAGGUGGCAUCCGAGAUGAAGUUUGUCCAGGAGCUGGUGUGGUCCAUUGAGCGGGAGAAGCUGCAGAGCGGUGAGGGGGACGGCAGCAUCCGCUAACUGGGCCGGUGUGGGGGUGAGCUGCCCUCAGGCUGUGCUUGGGGGGUCCUGGGGUCCCCCUGCUUGACCCACGGCACCGAAGGGACCUCAGUGGCUCUGCCCCUCACUGACCUGAGGUGCUGGGCCACCGACACGCCUUCGGUGAAUGGCCCUGGGCUCUGCUGGGCUCACGGUGGUGUGCUGGGGGUUUGCACCUCCCUGGACCCCCUGUGCCUCAGGGGCUGCAGUUGUGCUCACCUGGGUUUUGCCGUCCCGCGUGCGGCUCUCGCUUGCCUUGCUGGCUGCGUGCUUCCCCCGGCUGCUCCCCGCACGGGCUCGGGGACUGCUUCUCCCUGUCCCAGCCAGAGCCUGGCUGUGGGAGCGCUGCCUGGUGCCCUGCCUGGGGAGUGGGGCUUGCUGGGGAGAGCCCCCUCUGACCCUGGCAGCAGCUCAGUGUCUUGUCACGCGCGAGCCAUGACCGAGGGCUGAUUCCUGCGCCACAGCCCCACGGGUGACCCCAGCCGGGCCCCAUUCCCUCUGGGGCAUCGCAUCCCCGUCCCCCCACCUCAGCCCUCGGUCCCACUUACAACAAAAUAAACAUUUCUGUGCACCAGA
This is a messenger RNA of Colius striatus (speckled mousebird), 2112 nucleotides long. It is a transcript of the gene DAPK3, whose product is annotated as death associated protein kinase 3. Gene Ontology annotation, biological process: protein phosphorylation; positive regulation of apoptotic process; intracellular signal transduction. Gene Ontology annotation, molecular function: protein serine/threonine kinase activity; ATP binding. The record is from RefSeq and is a predicted model, not a curated record. Lineage: Eukaryota; Metazoa; Chordata; Aves; Coliiformes; Coliidae. Bases 148 to 1518 code for a protein of 456 amino acids. Gene Ontology annotation, cellular component: cytoplasm; nucleus. The transcript is spliced from 9 exons.